Molecule: messenger RNA, 2231 nt
Organism: Microdochium trichocladiopsis
Lineage: Eukaryota; Fungi; Ascomycota; Sordariomycetes; Xylariales; Microdochiaceae
Product: putative fungal-specific transcription factor
Exons: 3
Coding region: 52-2037 (661 amino acids)
Biological process (GO): positive regulation of transcription from RNA polymerase II promoter by galactose; DNA-templated transcription
Cellular component (GO): nucleus
Molecular function (GO): zinc ion binding; DNA-binding transcription factor activity, RNA polymerase II-specific; RNA polymerase II cis-regulatory region sequence-specific DNA binding
Source: RefSeq, a predicted model, not a curated record
GUCUAUAGCAGCCGGAACGGAACUGGAAGAGACCGCCCAGCUGUCGGCAACAUGACGACAAUCGAGCCGCCGCGGAAGCUGCAUGGCGAGCCGGUCAAGCUGUUGCGCAGACCGCGGCUGAAAACCUACAUUGCCUGUGAAGCUUGCCGACUGAGGAAAUCCAAAUGCGAUGGCCAGUCCCCAGCCUGUUCAAAAUGUACUUCGCGGGGUAUUCCUUGCGUCUACAACCAGCAGGCCAGGCGUUCUAGUCGCAAGAAAUUCGAACCGGGUCCCCCAAGCCCUGCAGCAAGUGUCUCCUUCCAAGCUCCCACGUCGACCACAGCUCUACCCGUCGUCCUGCUCGUGACCCCCGAGACGUCUGCAGCUACAACGCCCGUCAGUCAUGAGCUGGACUACGAAUCCGAUCCAAAUCGUGCAUACUGCACCAGCCAUGGCCGCUUUGCUGGCGAGGUCGUGGCUGCCAUCGACGCGAGAGCGGGGAGAACACCAAGCAGCAUCUCGCACCCUGUACCCUUCGUGGAUGCCGAUUUAUUUGGACCACUAGAUCUGGAACCCGCCCGCCUUUUAUCCGACUCCGCUGCCCGGGCACUACCUUCGCGCAUGGACGCUGAAGAGCUGGCCGACAUAUACUUCAACUAUGUACAUCCCUUGGAGUGCGUCCUCGACCAAGCCCGAUUCUUCAGGGACAUCGAAGCAGCGUACUGUGGUCCUCAGUCACUUUCUGACACGGAACGUGAUAUCCGACUCAGCAUCAUGAACCUUGUUUUCGCUCUCGCCGUACAACGGCAAGAGUCGAUCCCGCAGGUCACACGGCACGAUCAAGGCAGCUUGUAUUUCAGGCGAGCCUGGGUGCUCCUCAAACCCGAGAUUGUCCUGUGGCAGUCAUCUGGAUCCAUUGAGCUGAUUCAGUGUCUGGCCCUCAUGCACCGCUACCUGCACUGCACGAGCCAACAGCACAGAGCCUGGAUGGCUUCCGGCCUAGCGUGCAGAAUCGCCCAGGGUCUGAACUGGCCUUCUCUUGGAUCUCCUGACACCGAGCGCGCUGGUGAUCUGGAGUUACAGCGGCAAGUAUGGGCAACUUGCGUUUCCUUGGACCGGUGCGUUGCGUGGGCCCAGGGAAAAACCAUCGCGCACUUUUCAGCUCCCUUGUCCAACGCAAGCAAGCUGAAGCGCUUCCCGGCAAGCAACCUCCCUCAAGCUGAUGCUGCACGUGCCGCACAUCUGCGCAGGGGCUCUGAGCUAUUCGAGAUUGGCAACCAGAUACAACUAGCGCAAAUGCAGAUCCGGAGCCGUGGCGCAUCUGAUCUGGGACUGCCGCGCCUAUAUCAGCAGGACGAGUACCACGUCGUGGCGGUACAGUUUGACGCAUGCCUUGACAAGUGGGAGUCCGCCCUCCCCGACGAGUACAAGGUGCACUCUCUCCGGGCACAAGAACCGGCAAGGUCUCGCCUCGAGCGAUACAUGCUCCACUUCCGCCUUUUCCACACUCGCAUCUUCAUGUACAGGCCCAUCCUCGCGUGCCUGUGCUCAAGGCGGUCUCAGAAGGCGGCGACCCUACCGGGCGGCAAAUCCUCCAGCCUCAGCGACCGCCUGUUUGAGGACUGCGCGGGCUUGUGUGUCGAGGCGGCACAGGGACUUGCCGCGCUGCUCAUCGAGACCCUCGAGCCGGGUGAGUCCCUCGGCCUGAUGCCCUGGUGGUACCGGCUCUACUACCUGCACAUUGCGGGGAUGACGUUCCUGGCCGCCAUGUCUGUGCCGAGGCUCUACACGGACUCGGUGGCGCAUUCAUGGCGCAGCCUCAUCUCGGCGCUGCACGACCACGAGCACCUGAGCGCGUAUGUGCCGCAGUGUAUAGACACUUUCGAGACGCUGGCGGCGAGGAUCCUGGAGCCGUAUGGCUCGACUGCUCCGGAUGACGCGAGUGUGCCUUUCAGCAAUGGCGACUUUGGCUUCGUAUUUGACGACAACUUCUGGGGUGCCGGGCUUGAUUUUGAUGGGUACAGCUUUGCCGCUGACGAUAAUAUGGGUAAUCGAUAAUUCUGCUACUCAAACUUCUUGCGGGUAGCAUGAGACUUUGUAUUAUGAGUAAUGCGAUAUUAUGAUACCUAUUUUAGACAGUCAAGCGGCUUUAUUGUAACCAGAUUACCCUCUUCAAACGAUUGUAACUACAAUUAUGCUAUUCUCAGAGCCACAGAAGAUUAUAAAUUGGUACGAAUUGCUCCGCAGAGGCG